AUGCAACUCACUCAUUUGACUGCCGCCCUUCUUCUCUCCGGAGCCUACGCGGCAGUUGCACCGGAAGGUCCUGCGCCCACUGAGAUCCCAGGCGGUUGCAACCCAGCGCACCCUGGUAGCUGUCCUGAGACCGCCACCGAGAUCCCCGGUGGUGGUUGCAAUCCUGCUCAUCCUGGCAGCUGCCCUACCCCAACUGAAAUUCCCGGCGGUUGCAACCCAGCACACCCCGGUAGCUGCCCUACUCCUACUGACAUCCCCGGAGGCUGCAACCCAGCUCACCCGGGAAGCUGUCCCGAAUCUACCGAAAUUCCGGGCGGACUGGGCUGCAACCCAGCCCAUCCUGGCAGCUGCCCUGAGUCUACCCAAAUCCCCGGUGGAUGCAACCCUGCUCACCCCGGUAGCUGCCCCACUCCAACUGAAAUCCCCGGCGGUUGCAACCCAGCGCACCCUGGCAGCUGCCCUACUCCCACCGGAAUCCCCGGUGGCUGUAACCCCGCCCAUCCUGGAAGCUGCCCUAGCGUGACUGUGGUGUCCGGUAGCUCGACCUACCUCUCUCCCGUUCCCGCCGUGACGCCAUCUGGCUUCAGCAGCGUCGCCGGAAUUCCUGGCGGCUGUAACCCAGCGCACCCCGGAAGCUGCCCCAGCGUGACUGUUGUGUCUGGCAGUUCCACUUACAUGUCGCCUGUGCCUGUCGCGACCUCCUCUGGCAAGUGGUCGGGCAACCUGACUUCCUCCAGCCUUAACCCUCUUUUCACUGGAGCUGCCUCGAACAAUCAGCUCCACUUUGGCGCUCUCCUCACUGGUGUUGUUGCUCUCGCUGCUCGUGCUUUCUUCUAA
Molecule: messenger RNA, 837 nt
Organism: Aspergillus pseudotamarii
Lineage: Eukaryota; Fungi; Ascomycota; Eurotiomycetes; Eurotiales; Aspergillaceae
Exons: 3
Coding region: 1-837 (278 amino acids)
Source: RefSeq, a predicted model, not a curated record